Molecule: messenger RNA, 1251 nt
Organism: Aspergillus tanneri
Lineage: Eukaryota; Fungi; Ascomycota; Eurotiomycetes; Eurotiales; Aspergillaceae
Product: putative aspartate transaminase
Exons: 3
Coding region: 1-1251 (416 amino acids)
Biological process (GO): L-aspartate biosynthetic process
Cellular component (GO): cytosol
Molecular function (GO): L-aspartate:2-oxoglutarate transaminase activity; pyridoxal phosphate binding
Source: RefSeq, a predicted model, not a curated record
AUGACUGUUCUCACCACUUUGGCGCCGGUGCCAGCCGACGAAAUUUUCGCUUUGAACGGCGCAUUUGCUAGAGACGACUACCCACAGAAGGUCAGUUUGGGAGUGGGUGUCUACCGCACAGACGACGGCAAACCAUGGCCUCUUCCAGUCGUACGUGAGGCAGAGAAGCGCCUGUUCGCCGAAGACAACCUAUCCCGUCAUGAGUACACUACCAUUCAGGGCGACGUGCGUUUCGUCGAGCUUGCCCGGGACCUGAUGUUCGGUUUUAACGCGAAGGACGCCUCGGAGCAGCUCAAGAAAACCAAGGGCCGAAUUGCCUCUGUUCAGGCCGUUGCAGGCACGGGUGCCAACCAUCUCGGUGCGCUCUUCCUGUCCACUCAAAUGAAGCCCAAAAAUGUCUGGCUCUCCAACCCUUCCUGGGCCAACCACCUGACCAUCUGGGAACUGGUGGAUGUUCCCCGGAAGACAUAUCCUUACUACAACGCCGCGACACGCUCCUUCGAUUUCACCGGCAUGAUGUCCACCCUCGAAUCGGAAGCACAAGAGGGAGACGUCAUUCUCCUACACGCCUGUGCCCACAAUCCCACCGGCCUCGACCCCACCAAGGAACAGUGGAAGAUCAUCGCUGAUCUGUGCGAGCGCAAGAAGCUCUUCCCUUUUUUUGACUCCGCCUACCAGGGUUUUGCCUCCGGUUCUGCGGACGAAGACGCCUGGGCUAUUCGCUAUUUCCUCAACGAGAAGCCGUCGAUGGAAAUGUGCGUGGCCCAGAGUUUCUCCAAGAACUUUGGUCUCUACGGCCAACGUGUCGGCGCAUACCACUACGUCUUGAACGACGGCGGCCAGAAUCUCCGCGACAUUGUCGUCAAUAAUCUCUGUCAUUUGAUCCGGGGCGAAUAUUCAAUGGGCCCCACUGCCGGCUGCGGUAUCGUUAAGAAGAUCCUGACGGACGAUGAGCUAACCGCUCAAUGGCACGAGGACCUGAUGGUCAUGAGUUCCCGUAUCAGGUCCAUGCGAAAAGCGCUCUACGAUGAGCUUAUAAGGCUCGAGACUCCUGGAACGUGGAAGCACAUUGUCGAACAGAAUGGAAUGUUCUCUUACACAGGGUUAACACCCUCGCAAGUAUACGCUCUGAAGGACAAGUAUCACAUCUACCUGCUCAAAUCUGGCCGAGCCUCUAUCAGUGGGUUGAGCGAGAAAAAUGUCAACUACGUGGCCCGGGCUAUCAACGACGUUGUGCGCAACGUCAACUAA